AUGAAGAAGGAAGAAGAGCUGAAGGCCAAGUAUAAAAUGCCGAAAGAGCAAUUCCUCAGCCCCGCUGCUGAAAUGCAUGAAUCCAAGAACAAAACUGGAAAAUCUGGUAGCGGGUCGUCGCUGGCGUCGAUGUCGUCGAUGACAAGCGUUAAAUACACUGAUGAGGAAGAGUCGACCGGCAACCAACAACCGGGAUCCAGGCUAGACGAACCGAUCGAAGUGAACGAGGACAAGUUUUUAGACAGCGAUUCAAAGUACAUUGUACUUAAUCCAGCAAAGUAUAUUCUGAAGGAGGAAAAAGGUUUAGAUCCUAGUGGAAUCGACGAUUUUCUAGAGGACGUUCAAUCGGUGGAUGAAAAGAAGGAAAAGAUACCGAGCAGUAUGGAACCGUGGUAUGAAGAACUAAAGAAAAUAUACGAUUGGAGCGAGGACGAAACGAAAGUUAAGCCCCGAAUUAAAGGAGAUCAGAGAAUGUAUUAUGGAGCCAAUGAUAAAUUAGAAUCGAACGAUAGGACGCCCGAGCCGUUAAAAGAUCUAGCCGAACUUCCAACAAGCCAUCGUGAAACUGGAAGACCCGAAAUCGCUGAGAGGAACAAUCCUGUCGCAGCUGCGUCAUCCGGCUGGUACGAAAAUGCGGCCACGAGCAACGUUUCCCAUAGUAAUUAUUUCGCUCUUAAAAGCACGGACGAUAUGUUUAAAGGCGGGUCGGAGCAGAGUAACAGCACCGGAGAAAAAUUACGAGGACCGAGCGCUAUCGGAACCGCCGCUGAAUGGCAAACACAAAAGGUGAACGGAGUGAGGAACGGCGCGGCCCCAGAGAAAGAUGCCGCGGGCUGGUCAUUAACGAAUCGUGGGCAAUAUAUUGACACAGAUUCGCGUUCUCCUUACGAAAACCGUAAAUAUCUGGAAUCGCAGUUUCCACGUAGUCGGGAACACGUUCAAAAUAUAGAUAGCGAGAAGCAGAUACUUAUUAGUUCGGGGGACUUGCACGAGUCCUUUGUGGAACCCGUGGAAUGGAUCGACGACUUUGACAGGGACAUACGAGUGAGACUCAGCAGAAGUUUGAAAACCAUUGAAACUAGUUCAGCCGCGUACGCCGAAUCAAACACAAUCAGACAAGAUAAAAAUGUAAUCAAUAGUUCUAUCGAUACUGUUUGUAACGCAACUUCAAGAUCCGAAGAGUCGAAAGUUGAUGUCGCCACGCAAACUUCUGCGGGCGUGCAACAACUGCUUGAAAACGAUGUCAGAGUUAAGAGAGAUGCCGCGUUUCGUUAUAACGCCUUCUACGACGACGUGAAUCAGCGUAAUCGUGAUCUUCAAAACAUGGAUUAUACUCGGUAUUUAAGAAACAAUAAAAUGAACAAUAAUCCACGGUUUUCGGACUCGUACGAAGACAUGGAACAACUUUCUAACAAUCAAAAACUUUCUUACUCGAACCAACUGCCGGACGAUUACUACUUGGACGACGCUGAUGAUGAUUAUGAAAAGGUUGCUAGGAGUCCAGUUCCGAAAAAGAAAAAGCACGACAAGAAGAAGGUACAAAAGAAAAAGAGAAAAGGUCAUACCAGAGAAUCAAGUAAAAGCCGUAGAAAACGGAGACAUCAUAAAAAGCAUUCCAACGAUUCUAAAACAAAAAAUCACGAAAAAAAGCAUAAGAAGAAUGCGUCCAAGAGCACAAGCCAUCACACUAACGUUAAAAAAAGCAAAGCUGGUUCAAGCGAGGAGAAAGCUCAUAAAGAAAGAAAAGCACAUCAUGAGAAAGUAAAGAAGAAGGAUACGAGCGUGGACAGAGAUAGUCAGAGAAGAGGAAUCUCCUCGCUUCUAAUAGCUGAUAACGUGGAGGAUGAAUCACAGAUGGAUUCAGCUCUUCAUGGUGAACUUGCUGGGAGGAUCGUCGAACACAUUUUCGACCAGGUGCAGAAAAAUGAUGCUUUAAAAGUAUCGCUGGGCCCAGGUCUUUAUCAAAAGCACAAAACUAGAGACACCGUGGAGGCCGAAAAAUCGUUCAGUCAGAGCAUGGCCAAUGAUGAAAUCAAGCACACGGAAGAACUGUUGAAUAAAAUUAUGCUCCUCUUGAAUCGAUUGAUCUUUGACGAGGUACAGAGAAAGACUUGCAUUUCUCUACCACCGGAUUUACUGGAAUUUUUGGAUUGGAUGCUGGAUGUGAAUCCACAAGAAAGAUCGAUGGGACAGGUAUAAAAUAUUCAAGUCGCAGGUGCGGUAGAAAAAUCAUCACAAAAUUUUUAAAAAUAUUGUCCGCAUCAGCCACCGACGCUGCCGCUAAUAAGCGCAGGAGUGGCGCAAACUAUCCCGCAGGACAAAUUCCUUUUUCAAAGCUACCCAGUUCAGGAAAUGGAGGCAGAGGUCAACGAAUUGUACGUAAAGAUUCAGACAAUACAAAAACUGAUAAAGGAAUACAGCACCCUGGAGGAAAAGGACAAGGCGAAGGUCGAGUCGAUCCAGGAUUAUCUGGCGAAACAACUGGAUUUGUUACUGGAGUACAUCGAGUCGAAAGAAGAAGCGGAGAAAAAAGGGGAGUCUCCGUCGCCGAAUGGAGAACCUAAGGUGAACGGUGGAAGCGUUCUUCAGGAUCAAGUAGGAAUGAGUAACACGAGUAAUGGAAAUUAUUCAACGAACCCGGAUACU
Molecule: messenger RNA, 2646 nt
Organism: Ceratina calcarata
Lineage: Eukaryota; Metazoa; Arthropoda; Insecta; Hymenoptera; Apidae
Exons: 9
Source: RefSeq, a predicted model, not a curated record